Molecule: messenger RNA, 1063 nt
Organism: Owenia fusiformis
Lineage: Eukaryota; Metazoa; Annelida; Polychaeta; Sabellida; Oweniidae
Source: the annotation of a GenBank genome assembly
GUUCAUGAAAAUGACAGUUACAUUUGCUUUGUUGCAAACAACAUUAGCAACGUCUCAUUCAAUCUUGAUUCCAGUGUUGUCAACCUGUGUUUCUCUUGUUACCUCGGUGAUCUUUCUGACCAUUGUAUACAGGAAACAACAGAUUCUUUCAAAAUUGGAUACUUUAACACCAUCAGAAAGGACUCCAUUAGAGUUUGUGUCAGUUCUAAAGAUGUCUUUGCCUAUGGGACUAAAGGAGCUAAUAGAUCGAACAGACCCAUUCAUAUUAAACAUAAUACUUGCAAACAUAGCUAAAACUUCAUAUGAUCAUGGUACUAUUCUUGGAUAUUUCAAUGUUAUACACACAGGAGGAUAUAUGUUGACCAAAUGGCUCUUUGCAAUUCCGACACUAAUAACUGUAUACUUGUCAAACAUAGACCUUAAUUCAUCCGAGCAUGACUUCAACCUCAAUAUGGAAGCAAAGUUCCACAGACUGGUCAAUUUCAUAAUAGCUAUUGUGACAGUAUCUCUUAUUACAACCACCUUAGUGGCGUGGGUCACACCAUUAACAAAGAUGUUUUUCUCUGGACUUUUGCAUAUUCCAGCCGAGCAGUUCUAUCUUUUGGAGUACCCUUUCAAAAUAUGGACAUUCAGCCCAAUUAUAUAUGGAUUGAACACAUUCUCACUGGGUAUGUUGGUGAAACAGAAAGACACUAAGAUCCUUGUUAUAAGCUCUCUAGUGCAAGUUAUAAUGCUACCAGGUUUGCCAUAUUUAUUUUCUCAAGUAGGUAUGGAAGGAUUGCUCUCUGGUAUUGUAUCACUGUACCUUGCCCAGUCUGCAGGUACUUUUCUUCAAUACAUUUAUUACUUUUUCAAGUAUGUUUCCUUCAAAACAGAUUCAAAAAAGAUUGCAUAAUGCUAGGCCCAUAGCCAGGAAGUCCAGGGACUUCAAACAAAUCCCUGACCAAAAAUGAUUUCAAUUUUAAGGUAAUUUGAUCCAAAGUUGUCAAAUGUGACCCCCCUUAGAUUUCUUUUGAAAAGUGAACCCCCCUUGGCUAAAGUUGGCCAGGGGGCUGAAUUAUGC